Episyrphus balteatus (marmalade hoverfly) is the source of this 1015-nucleotide messenger RNA. RefSeq lists its product as uncharacterized. The record is from RefSeq and is a predicted model, not a curated record. NCBI's taxonomy places the organism in Eukaryota, Metazoa, Arthropoda, Insecta, Diptera, Syrphidae. The coding region runs from base 263 to 979 and encodes 238 amino acids. The transcript has 2 exons.
CAUACGGGCAAGGGCAAUUCUUAAAAGGGUUGCAUUGGGAGCGAACUUGUUCGAGAACCAAUAUAAAUGGUUCGACUAAACCAAAACACAGAAAAUAUUCAAAAUAACUUUGAAGUUUUGUAUAUUUUACAAUGUUCGAGGGUGUGGCUACGAGUCUGUCGAACCAAGUUCGAGUAUCUGCGGGGUAGUUUAUUGAACUAACCGCUUUAUUUUAGUUUGAAUUUGAAUCUGUUACGAAGCAGACCUGCGGCACAUCAACAUUAUGUCCAGUAUAAUUCCCAACAACGCACUAUGGAAUGACUUUUUUAAUUGCUUUGAAAAUUUACCAUCUUUAUGGAAAUUAAGAGAUGAUAUGGUUUUUAAGGACAAGGAGUUAAAAAAACAAUCAUGGGAUAUACUUUUAGAAAAUUACAAAGCAAUCGAUCCAAAUGCAUCGUUGGAUGAUGUGAAGAAAAAAGUUCUUGGCAUUAAAUCGUGUUACAGAAGAGAACUGAAAAAAGUUCGUUCAAGUGAGAUACAUCAUGUACCAAGUUUAUGGUACUUUGAUCAGUUACAUUUUUUGGCAGACCAUGUGCAACAAACAAACGAAUUAUCACCCAUGGAAUUACUUUAUCAUAAUGAACUUUCAAGAGAAGAAAUAGAACCUCAAAGGAAAAAAAUUAAAAGUGAAACGUAUCUUGGAAGUGAAGAAAACGAACAUCUGCGGGUUGCUAUAGAAAAUGUAAUGGGUCCAAGAAAAGAAGAUGUACCCCAGGAUGAAGCAGAUAUUUAUGGUAAAAGUUGGGCAGCAUCUUAUCGAAAACUUUCAAAUUGGCAACAAAUUUGUGCGAAAAAGGCUAUCGAAGAUAUCUUAAUUUUGGGUCAGUUAGAUCAACUAACGCUUAAUAUGGUACAACAGCCAGCACCAUGUCAAGCAACAGCAUCAAUAUCGACACCAAUUUUUAAAAGAUCUCCUUAUUCAGAUGAUGAAAAUGAUUGAUUAUUUUAUUAAUCUUUUUGAUACCUACAUACAUUU